UAAAAGACGUCAGCUACCGAGCCACAGUCCAGGAAGUUGGAAGUUUCUUGUUACCCAAAGUACGACACAAGCUUCAACAACUCUCUAAACCAGAACCUAGUCAUAAACAGUAAAGAAAGAGAACGGAACUUAUUUUGUUCUCUUCUAAAGGAACGUUUCUUUUGGUGGACUAACUUUUUGCAAAUCAGCGAGCGAAAGUCAGGAAACGGUAGGACGCAGUUUCGCCAUACAUCACUUCUGAAGAUGCUAGCCUCAAGUCUUCCGUCUAAUUGUUGUACCAACGCCCACGAUGACCCAGCUCAUAGAGUGGACAAAUACCUGCAGAAACUGAUGGUUUCAGAUGAGAUUCUGAUGGAUUUGUCAGUGAGAUUCAGGAGAGAGAUGGACAAAGGCCUAUGUAGAGACACCAACCCCACGGCUGCUGUCAAGAUGCUGCCCACUUAUGUGCGCUCCACCCCCGAUGGAACAGAACAAGGGGAAUUCCUGGCGCUGGACCUUGGUGGAUCCAACUUCAGAGUUCUCCUGGUUAAAGUUAAGGGUAACGGAGAGCAAAAGGUGGAAAUGGAGAAUCAGAUCUAUGACAUUCCUGAGCAUGUCAUGAGAGGCAGCGGUUCAGAGCUAUUUGAUCACAUAGCUGAAUGUCUGGCUAAUUUCCUGGAGAAGAUGGGCAUAAAGGAUAAAAAGCUUCCUCUGGGCUUCACCUUCUCUUUUCCCUGUCAGCAAACCAAACUGGAUGAGGGUGAUCAGCUGUGAGCUUAUUUGUCGAUCAAACGUGGCAGAAGUGUUCAAGACACAAAUAUGCGUGAUGUUCUUGGAAUUUCUGCCAUUCUCGCGUCAGAUCCUUGCAUCCUGCUGGGUUAAUAGCCUUAACCUAUGAAAGUUUGUACACAUCUCAUCAUCUGUUUAAAUGACUAUCAUUUAAUUAAAAUUAGAUUUAAAGCUGAUUAUGAUUUAGACCUAUUUUUCACUAGUUCCUAUUAGUUUAGAAGAGGAAUAAACCUAUAAUUUAGUGCAAUUUUCUUGUGUUUUAUAAAUUUUGCACCCAGGUAAGGGUUAUAUUUAGCCUAUUUCAGGGGUCGGCAACCUUUUCCCAUCAAAGAGCCAUGAUUACCCGUUUCCCACAGUAAAGAAAACACUGGGAGCCGCAGCAGCUGCAGUGUUGUGGGUGGGCCUACCCAAUUGCUCUUGGGCCCACCCAAAGACAGCCCAGAGCUGCUUUAACUCAUGACAGCAGGUGACAGCAACCAAUAUCAUUCGCUCAUGUACCUCACAGUUAUCUUUCAACAGAAGACAAUUAAUAAAACAAUUAGUAUAAAAUUGAUCCAGAAGUUGUAGCCCAUCUCUGCCUACAGCAUUUAGAUAUUUUUCACCCUGCUGGUUUUAAUAGUUGGGCAGGUGCCACUUUUUGACGUGUCACAUGUCUCCUUUUAAAUUGUGUUUAAACUGUUCAGAAUACAAAUCCUGGCUCUUUCUCGUUGGAUUGUUGUAAUUAAACUUAGUACAGAACGAAACUUUACAUGAAACAAUGUUGAAAAGGAAAGAAAAUGAUCCGAUCAAUUAGUUUUUUUCCCUCAUUUACAGUGACGGAGAUAAUGGCGCAGUGUGCAUGGCUCUGGUGUUAAUCAAGUUUAAUGCUCCUGUUUGCAACAAUCUUCACAAGAUGGCAAAACAGUUAUAUGGCGGGAUUCGCAGUGACCAGAUAUUUCCCGUAUUUGAUUGUUUAUUUUGAUGUAGAAACCUCAAGCCUGCAGAUGUGCUGACAUUUUAAUCGUUAUGCACAUUGCGGAGGUAGCAACUUCAAUCAAGAAAAAAUUCCCAUCAGGACAUCUGAGCUGGACACUGAGCUCAGCGGAGCUCACAGUCAGCGCACACGUAAGUUGAGCAGCGAGCUGAAGAUGUGUAGAUCAGGGGCUUGGAGCGAGUCGCAGAACCAGAGCGCAUGCAGGAAGAUUUUUCUCACUGAAGCGAGUGUUUUCCAAACCCUGUCUGUCACUUAGAAAAUGUUCCCUGAUUAUGAAACUUUGGCUGAAUAGCGCUUGUUCCUGUUUCCAAUGUGGCGACGCCACGACGCAUCCAUGAGCCUGUUUGAGGACAAGUCUAGAAUCUCAUGUCCUCUUCAGCUCAGAAAGCUCCUAUAGAGACAUCUGGUUACGCACCAGCAGGUGACCUGUCAACCGCUGAACCUGUUCAGGUUUACGUGGACAAUCUUUACAUUUAGAAUUGGCAUACAGAUAAAAAAUGAAUGCAGUAAAAUAAAAUUUAUUUUAAUUAAAUAAUCAUUAAUUAUUUUACAUGCAGAUUCAUCAGAUGGAUGAAAGAGCCGCAUAUGGCUCAAGAGCCGCAUAUGGCUCUAGAGCCGCGGGUUGCUGACCCCUGGCCUAUUUACUCUGCUUUAAAACGAUUGCCUCAAUGCUUGAGUGUCAACGGAUACAAAUAAAGUAAAUCCAACAUCUCCUUGGGCGUGUCACUGUUCUCACUAUUGUCUAUGUUUACACAUUUAGAGGAUCUGAGCAGAGCUCCACCCCCUGUUGUUUGGUAAUAGGUAGAAGACAAACUCGUCACUUUAUCCUGACAUUGUUAAGGAACCAAAAAAAUAAAAUAAAAUUAGCUCAAUCAUAUUCUUUAAAAUGAUGAUACUGCCUCCACUGCUGUGUGCUUCAACACAGGUACUUCAGCUUGUGAUGAGCUUUCACAAGGCCACAGAUGCUGCAGCUCUUCUUGUUAUCACUUUUAGUCAUCCACUGUCAGUUGCUUCUAUUUUCAGCAGUCAGAGUGGGCCUCGUUACACCACUGCUUCAGUUGAAUUAUUAUCUAUCAAAUGUACUCUCUAAACUACAGUCACAGUUUUUCCUUGAAUUUACAGUGACACAGCGCAACCUUUGCAUGGGAUUUAGUCCAGUCCAAGAUAGGGCUGGAUGAUAAUUUAAUAGUUCGGUAUAUCUAGCGAUAGACAUGUGGUGCGAUAGAUUAAAAAAAAACGGGUCGAUUAAACUUCGAUAAAAAAGUUUCCUUUUUUCAUUAUAACCUACCAUAUAAUACCAUAUUUAUAUAGUAUGUUUAAAAUGCAGCAUGGGAGCUGCCCAAAGUGCUGCACAGGCUAAACGAAACACAACCAAUCUAAGCAACUAAAACAGAAGAUAAAAAUACCUAUCAAAAGCAGAUAAAACAUGAGGAAUACUAAGAACACAUAAAACAAUAAAGUGGUCAAAAUUGUAAAUGACCUGUAUUUGAUAUAGCACCUUCUAGAGUCCUGGAACCCCCCAAGGCACUUUACAACACAGUCAUUCACCCAUUCAUACACACAUUCUCACGCUGGUGGAGAUGAGCUACGAUGUAGCCACAGCUGCCCUGGGGUGCACUGACAGAGGCGAGGCUGCCUAUCACUGGCGCCACCGGUCCCUCCGACCACCACCAGCAGGCAACGUGGGUUAAGUGUCUUACCCAAGGACACAACGACAGCGACAGACUGAGCGGGGCUCGAACCUGCAACCUUCCGAUUAUGGGACGAGCACUUAACUCCUGUGCCACGAGUCAAUAUCUAAAAGGCACAUCGUAAAAGUGGGUCUUUAAAUGAGAUUUAAAAACCGCCAAUGAUGGAGCCUGUCAAACUUUAAUGGGUAACGAGUUCCACAGCUUUGGGGCAGCAUGUACAAAUGCUCGUUCACCCCUUGAUUUGUAUCGCAUCUGGGAUGUGCACAGCACCAGGAGGUCAGCCGACCACAAUGUGAUGCCAGCCAGCCCUUUACAUCAUCAGGCAACCAAUUGCGAGCCCGCAUUCUUCUCAUCCAUUGCUUUAUAUAAUUGACAGUCAUCAGCAUAAAUGUGAUAGCUCAGGCUGUGCUGAUUCAGGAUUUUGCCCAGAGGCAAAAGGUAGAUAGAAAACAGCAAUGGCCUGAGAACAGAGCCUUGUGGCACCCCGAAGACAGUGGGAGACGGGAGGAUGCACAGUCACCAAUCUGGACAGAGAUGGAUCGGUUGGAUAGGUAGGAGCGGAACCAUUUAUGUCGCCCCAACCCAAGACCCAAGCUCGUCCAAUAAAAUAUGGUGAUUGACAGUAUCAAAAGCUGCUGAAAGGUCCAGCUGGAGCAGCAGUACCCUAGACCCAGAGUUGGAUGCUACCAGAAUGUCAUUUAGCACCCUAAUCAAAGCAGACUUAGUGCUAUGGUGUGGUCUGAAGGUGGACUGAAACACAUCCAACAAUGAGUUGAUGUUCGUAUGAGCAGAGAUCUGACCGUGAACGAUUUUCUCAAGGACCUUUGAGAGGAACGGGACUUUUGAUAUAGGGCAGAAGUUCUCAUAAAUGGAGUGAUCCAGACCAGAAUUCUUCAAUAUCGGCUGAACAACGACAUCUUUAAAAACCUUAGGGUGAGCCUCAGCACUGGAGUGUUCCCUAUCAGGUAGCAGCAUACUAGACUCACUACUUACUCCUAACCAAUCAAAACCACCGACUCGGGCACGGUACGUCACCAGGCCCUCCCUUCUCAAGCCAAAACAGAGCAUUAGGCAGCCGCAGCAAAAUGUCUAGGGCUGCCAUGAUUAGUCGACUCGUUACGAUGAUGCUGACAAAUAAAAUAGACCUUAUUUUAUUUUUAAAAAAAAUUUAAUCUUGCCUGCUGCAGCACAUUUGGCCUUUGCUUUCUGCCUUUCUGCUCAGCCACCGCUUUAGGUCCGAGGCACAUUCGCAGUGGUGGCCAUCCAGCUCAGCUUUCACCGGAGAAUGUGGCGAGUCGCAACUUAGCUGAAAAGAUUGGGAACGUUAUCCAAAUUCAAAAGAAAGGUCCGUGGAAUGCAAACUCUGCAAAGCGAAACUCUCCUUUCACGGGAGCACAUCGGCAAUGAAUGAGUAUCUUGAGAGGAAGAACAAAGAGUCACAUCGAUAAGUUUACCUCUUGUUAGCUGCUAACAUCAACAGAGAGUUACUUGUAUUUAUAGCUGUAGCAACACCAGUAGUGGUGGUGAUGUUAUUACCUUUAGAACACAUUUGUAUGUCACAUAUUUUUGCUCUAAUUACAAACGCUAAUGAUUUAUUUCAUCCCGCAUAAUUACAGUGUUCAUAAAAGUGCUCCUCGUCAAUGGACAAGUUUGUUACGUGCACACCUCAGCAAGUUAAUGUCCUGACCGAGGCCAUUGUGAGCAAGUUGGUCACGAGACUCCUGUCCAUGGUCAGUGACUUGAUGCAAUUAGCUGGGUUCCUUAUAUAGGAAACUUUUUUCUGAUUGGCUUAAUGAACAGACCUUUUGUUGGAAUACCAUGUGAAGUGCCUUGAGACGACUCUUGUCGUGAUUUGGCGCUAUAUAAAUACACUUAAAUUGAAUUGAAUGGUCGGUAUCAAGGUUUCAAAGAGAUGAUCAAGCAGCUCAACCCAGGAUACCACAACAACAAUGACAACUAUCUACCAGGCUGAUCCCAUUUCGCCACCAUGAUGGAAAAGAAGAACUAAACAACUUUUAAGGUGUGUGUCUGUGUGUGUGUGUGUGUGUGUGUGUGUGCGUGUGCGUG
Molecule: messenger RNA, 5499 nt
Organism: Nothobranchius furzeri (turquoise killifish)
Lineage: Eukaryota; Metazoa; Chordata; Actinopteri; Cyprinodontiformes; Nothobranchiidae
Source: RefSeq, a predicted model, not a curated record